Messenger RNA from Anopheles coustani, 759 nucleotides. Its product is annotated as chromosome partition protein Smc-like. The transcript has 2 exons. NCBI's taxonomy places the organism in Eukaryota, Metazoa, Arthropoda, Insecta, Diptera, Culicidae. The record is from RefSeq and is a predicted model, not a curated record. Bases 100 to 759 code for a protein of 219 amino acids.
UAUUUUUAGUGGCACAAAAAUGUUGUAACUUAUUCGUCCCAUAUGUUUUAAACCAAGGAAAUUUCAUAUUAGCCAGAAGAACGUCAUACAAAGGAAAAGAUGGAAUCGAGCACCGCAACCCAGUUGGCUCGCGAAGGAAUCCAACUUGCCCAAACAAUCGGUACUACUGUAGAAAAUCUCGAAGCUACAAAGGCUGAGUUGGAACAGAAAAACAACAAGCUGGUAGAGGAAAAUAGGGUGCUAUAUUUGGAUCGUAAUGCAUCGAUUGCAAAAUACGAAAAAUGCAUCGAAAAAAGAAUGUCCGAACUAACGAUAACUAUAGAGCAACUGCAGCAAAUGACCACGGAAGAUAAUCAAGUUCUGGAAGCAAAUGUGCAUCAGAAAAAGAUCUACAGUGAAAUGCGAUCGGAAAUCCAUAAUUUAGAUGAAAUGGCUAAAGAAUUCUCUGAAGGUUACCAGAAUAUGAUAGUUGGCUUAAAAAAUGAAUUACAUAAAAAUGAAACAUUUUUAACACAGCGCUAUGAAGCAAAGAUUAAAGAUAGUGAAAAUAGAAUCAGCAAAUUGAAAGCAACUGUAACACAAUUAAAUCAUGAGAAAGAGUCUCUGGAAAUACAGAAAGCGGAAUUAGUGGAUACGAACUCUGAACUGAAAACUCGUAUAACUGACUUGGAGAAACUUUUGAACGAGGUAUUGAUGAAAAGAUCCCUCACCGACCGACCGGAGACCGAAAUAGCAUAUGUAAAACCGAAUGUAAAAUAA